Molecule: messenger RNA, 5039 nt
Organism: Prosopis cineraria
Lineage: Eukaryota; Viridiplantae; Streptophyta; Magnoliopsida; Fabales; Fabaceae
Product: brassinosteroid LRR receptor kinase-like
Biological process (GO): protein phosphorylation
Molecular function (GO): protein kinase activity; ATP binding; protein binding
Source: RefSeq, a predicted model, not a curated record
AGAAGCUGUGUGGUGGCCGCUGGCUUCACCUCUGAUAAAUACCCUUGUCACCUAGUUCACCAGGACUUUUGACUCCCCUGGCCCCCUAUCAUCCUCUUCCUCACUUCCUCUCUCUAAUCUUCUUCACUCAAAUCGCUUUCUCCCUCUACAGUGUCUCCCAGAGCUUCUGCGCUCUCCCUCUAAUGGCAGACCUCAUGUCCUAAGAGGGAAAAAAAGAGAAAAAGAAAUACCCGCUCAUUCUCACUCUCUGCUUCACAAGAUGAAACCCCUCUCUCCCGCCAACUACCAUGGCUCUUACCUCCUCUUAUUCUCCCUAACUGUUCUCUCCCUCCAGCCUACUCCCUCCUCCUCUGGUCCUUCAGCUUUCUCGGACGAAACCCGCCAGCUUCUCACCUUCAAGAAUUCCCUCCCUGACCCCUCCUGCCUCCAAAACUGGCUCCCUGAUCACAAUCCCUGUUCCUUUGUUCGGGUUUCUUGCCGGGAUGCCCUCGUUUCUUCCGUAGACCUCAGCUUUAUCCCCUUGAACACUAAUUUCAGCCUUGUCUCUGCCUAUCUCCUCACCCUCGACCACCUGCAAGUUCUUAAUCUGCAGUCCACCAAUCUCUCCGGCACCAUUUCUUUCUCUCCUGGCUCCAGGUGUGGCGGCUCAUUGAGCUUCUUGGAUCUCUCUCAGAACAUUUUGUCUGGUCCCGUUUCGUCCUUGAACUCUUUGUCCUCUUGUUCGGCUCUGAAGUCUCUCAACCUUUCAAAUAAUCUCCUCGAAUUUUCGGGGGGAGAUUCGACUGGGUUGAGGCUCAGUCUCCAGGUCCUCGAUCUCUCUUACAACAAUAAGAUUUCGGGUCCCAACGUUCUCCCGUGGAUCUUAUCACAGGGUUGCGACGUCAUGAACCUCUUGGCUCUAAGGGGCAACAAAAUCACCGGGGAAAUGAACUUUUCGACUUGCAAGGCUUUGCAGCAUCUGGACCUUUCCUUUAACAAUUUCUCUCUCGCGGUUCCUUCUUUUGGUGAGUGUCUGGCUUUAGAGUACCUCGACAUCUCUGCUAAUAAGUUUUACGGUGACAUUGGUCACGCCCUCUCCAGUUGCAAGCAGCUCAGCUACUUGAACAUCUCCAGCAACGGGUUCUCCGGUCCUGUUCCUUCACUUCCAUCCGGUUCUUUACAGUUCUUAUAUCUCGCCGGCAACAACUUCCAGGGACAGAUUCCUGCUGGCCUUUCUGACUUGUGCCCCACCCUGGUAGUACUCGAUCUUUCCUCAAACAACCUUUCCGGCGUCCUUCCGAGCGAUUUCAGGGCUUGUUCUUCAUUGGAAUCUUUUGAUAUAUCCUACAACAAGUUCACCGGCGAACUUCCGAUUGAUUUUUUCGCAGAAUUGAGUGGCUUGAAGAGGCUUGUUCUUUCCUUUAAUGAUUUCACUGGUACCCUGCCUCAGACUCUGUCUCAGUUUUCGAAAUUGGAGUCGUUGGAUCUGAGCUCGAAUAACCUCACUGGCUCAAUUCCUGGAGGGCUCUGUGAAGAUCCGAGGAAUAAUUUGAAAGAAAUAUACCUGCAGAACAAUCUGUUGACGGGUUCUAUUCCACCCACACUCAGCAACUGUUCUCAGCUAGUGGCUUUGGAUUUGAGUUUCAACUACUUGACGGGGACUAUCCCUUCCAGCUUUGGGUCCCUCUCAAAACUCAAAGACUUGAUUCUUUGGCUUAACCAGCUCCAUGGAGAAAUACCCCAAGAGCUUAAGCACGUUAAGACUCUAGAGAAUUUGAUUCUGGACUUCAAUGAGCUGACUGGGACCAUUCCUUCUGGUUUAAGCAACUGCACAAGCAUGAAUUGGCUGUCCUUGUCUAAUAACAGGUUGAGCGGGGAGAUUCCGGCAUGGAUUGGUCAGCUUUCAAAUCUUGCGAUCUUGAAAUUGAGUAAUAACUCCUUCUCUGGGAGGAUCCCGCCGGAGCUUGGGGAUUGUCCAAGGUUGAUUUGGUUGGAUCUGAAUACUAAUUAUCUGAAUGGAUCAAUUCCUCCCGAGUUGUUUAAGCAGUCGGGCAAAAUUGAAGUUAAUUUCAUUAGUCGAAAGACAUAUGUUUAUAUCAAGACUGACGGUAGUAAGGAGUGUCAUGGAGCAGGAAAUUUGCUAGAGUUUGCCGGUAUCAGUCUGGAGCAGAUGAGCAGAAUUUCAUCCAGGAGCCCUUGCAACUUAACUAGCUUCACUAGAGUUUAUAAUGGUAAGGUCCGUCCCAAGUUUAAUCGUGGUUCUAUGAUAUUUUUGGACAUUUCCCAUAAUAUGUUGUCGGGUACUCUUCCCGAGGAGAUCGGGAGCAUGAACACUUUGUUUAUUUUGAACUUGGGAUACAACAAUUUAUGUGGGAACAUCCCACCGGAAUUUGGGGACAUGAAAAAUCUCAACAUUCUUGAUCUCUCCAACAAUAGGCUCGAAGGACAGAUUCCUCAAUCCUUGACAGGCAUUUCCAUGCUUACGGAAAUUGAUUUGUCAAACAACAAUCUCUCAGGAUUGAUUCCUGAAUCCGGUCAAUUUGAUACCUUUCCAGCAGCCAAAUUUGCAAAUAAUUCUGGUCUCUGUGGUGUCCCUCUUGCUUCAUGUGGAUCGGACUCAAGAUCAAGUGCAACUGCCCGGCACCAGAGGUCUAACCAGAGGCGAGCAUCUCUAGCAAGGAGUGUGUCCAUUGGUUUGCUGUUCGCCCUGUUUUGCAUUCUUGGUCUUAUUAUAAUCGCCUUCGAGGCAAGAAAGAGGAGGAAGAAGAAAGAGGCUGCCCUGGACGUCUACAUCGACAGUCCCUCUCACUCAGGCACAGCUAAUGCUGGCUGGAAGUUCAGUGCCCGCGAAGCUCUUAGCAUAAAUCUUGCAACUUUUGAGAAGCCCCUUCGGAAGCUUACUUUUGCGGAUCUUCUUGAAGCCACGAAUGGUUUCCACAACGACAGUCUUAUUGGUAAAGGUGGUUUUGGAGAUGUAUACAAGGCUCAGUUGAAAGAUGGGAGUGUAGUGGCGAUUAAGAAACUGAUUCAUAUCAGUGGACAAGGGGACAGGGAAUUCACUGCUGAAAUGGAAACUAUCGGGAAAAUUAAGCAUCGGAACCUUGUUCCCCUUCUCGGAUACUGCAAAGUUGGAGAAGAAAGACUCUUGGUUUAUGAAUACAUGAAAUAUGGAAGCCUCGAGGAUGUUUUGCACGAUCAGAAGAAAGCCGGGAUAAAGCUGAACUGGGCAGUCAGGAGGAAGAUUGCAAUGGGAGCUGCUAGGGGAUUGGCUUUUCUUCACCACAAUUGCAUUCCUCAUAUCAUUCACAGAGACAUGAAAUCAAGCAAUGUAUUGCUUGAUGGGAAUCUGGAAGCCAGAGUCUCCGAUUUUGGAAUGGCUAGGCUUAUGAGCGCCAUGGAUACCCAUUUAAGUGUCAGCACACUAGCAGGCACCCCUGGGUAUGUUCCUCCCGAGUACUACCAAAGCUUUAGAUGCUCUACUAAAGGUGACGUUUAUAGUUACGGUGUAGUUCUGUUGGAGCUACUUACAGGGAAACGACCCACGGAUUCAUCAGAUUUUGGUGAUAACAAUCUUGUGGGAUGGGUUAAACAGCAUGCUAAAUUAAAAAUAAGUGAUGUUUUUGACCCAGAGCUGAUGAAAGAGGAUCCGAGUCUUGAAAUUGAGCUUUUGCAACACUUGAGAGUAGCUUGUGCUUGUCUGGACGAUCGACCUUUUCGGCGUCCCACCAUGAUUCAAGUGAUUUCAAUGUUUAAGGAAAUCCAAGCAGGAUCUGGGAUGGAUUCCCAGUCUACCAUCACGAGUGAGGAUGGCGGUUUUGGCUCCAUGGAAAUGAGACUGAGCAUAAAAGAAAUCCCUGAACUAGGCAGCAGGCGAUAAUUCUUUGGGGAAAAGGACGAAAGAAGCAGUGGCUGAUGACAUCAGCUCCCCCGAAAGAAUUUUCCUUGGAAAAAGAGAAAACGAGUAAAAGUGGGAAAUGGGAAUUGCCUGUGUUUCUGCCCUUUGAUGUAAGUAAUAUUGUUUUUAUACAUAAACUGUUGCUCGAACUGAGAUAAAUUUUUAUUUUACAUAAACACAGACGGCUCCAGUUGUUUCCUUGCCGUCGUUGUUCUCUAGAUUUUGAAAGCAUCAUCGAUUCAAAUAAUGCCGAGAUGGGGCCCUGCAUCUUACGACCCCAGUGACGGUGACUAAGUGAACCAUCUUUUGGACCUUUGUUCAAGCCGUUUGAUAGAUUUGCUCGCCUCCCCGUUCAUUCAGCUACAUUUGCUCCAAUUUGCGAAAGGAUUUGUCAAAACAUGCCUUUAAAUGACUAGAACGCGGGUUUCUCGAUUAAGAAACUCAAUCCCUCCAUUCAUUCACGUUGUUUUUAGUUGGUAACCAUGGUUUGAUUAAAGCUCUUUGCCUGGAGGGAAUACACCGCUCCUCUUGCAGCAUUUUCCUUCUGCUGAUGGAUCAUCAUGUCUCCUUGACCAGUUUGCAUCCCUUCCAUCCCUCCGCUUGUUUAACCCUCUUUCCCAUGCCACUUCGUCCAAUUAAAGCAAUAAUCUAUGAUGUGGAUGGAUGGUACAUGUAUUUUCGUUAUUGAGCGUGUCCUUUUCUCUCAUUUGCCCCUCAAUAAAUUAACUGCAUGAAAAUUUGUCUCUCUGCCAGUUGAGAGACUAAUACGAGAUAGAUACCAAGCCUUGCACGACAGUGACUUCCGACAAGAGACCUCUCAACAGCAUUGGGAUGGUUAAUACCCAGUGCCGCACAAAUCAACAUUGUAGCGUUUUCACUGAGUAUCAGGAAUCUCAAAGACCAAAUAAACUCGUUUUCUGAUUCGGAAAAACGGGAGGAAGUGAGUGCAUCUUGUCUGUUUCCUGACUAUGUACGCUUAGCAUGUGAUCUGGUCAUCUGGAGUUCUGGACCUGGUGAAUUAUAUUAUUUGUUUCUCUGACUCGGACUGGGAAAAUGUGCGAUGUGGUGGCCACCGAAUUUUGACCCUUCUCGAUUAGCAUGUAGCUCUAUAAAUUAACAAUGAAGAAUCGUUUGCCUCACGCGGUGGCAAACAUUGUGUUAUAAA